AUGACCGCAUCAGGCCAGCUCCCGGAGAAGAUAAUCCUCGUCACUGGCGGCUCGGGGCUUGUCGGCAGUGCCAUUCAGUGGGCGAUAGACAGUUCCUCGAGUGGCGUUGGGAAUCAGGGUGAUGGAAAAUGGAUUUUCUUGAGUAGUGCCGACGGGGACCUCAGGAACUACGACGAAACGAACGCCAUCUUUGCUAAGCAUAAGCCGACUCAUGUCAUCCAUCUUGCAGCCCGUGUUGGAGGAGUCUAUGAGAAUAGUCGACGCAUGGCCGAUUUCGUCCGCGACAACGUCUCUAUUGACCAGAAUGUAUUGCGUGUGUGCCAGGCACGAAACGUGGAGAAAGUAGUAUCCUGCCUGUCGACCUGCAUCUUCCCCGACAAGACCACAUACCCCAUCACCGAGGAAAUGCUCCACGACGGCCCUCCGCACGCGUCAAACUACGGCUACGCCCACGCAAAGCGCCUUCUACACAUCCUCAGCCUAGCGUACCGCCAACAAUACGGCUGUCGCUUCACCUGCGUCAUCCCGACCAACCUCUAUGGCCCGAACGACAACUUCAGCGAAGGCUGCCACUUCAUCCCCGGGAUCAUCAAACGGGUGGCGUCUGUGAUGGAGAAAGGGGAAGACGGGCCCCUUUCGACGCUCGUGGUGCCCGGCAGCGGGCGGGCGCUGCGGCAGUUCCUUUAUUCCAGAGACCUGGCGAAAAUGCUGAUAUGGGCAUUGUGGAACUACGAUGCGCCAGAGCCCUUGAUUGUCUCACCCGAUCCAAACCAGGAAGUGUCGAUUAAGGAUGUUGUCAGCCUGGUAUCGGAACUGAGUGGGUUUGGGGGUCCGAUCGAGUGGGACACCAGGUGGACGGAUGGACAGCUGCGAAAGACAGCCGACAACGCGAAGAUGCGUUCUGUGAUGAAGGACUUCGAGUUUACAGCAUUAGAACAAGGUCUGAGGGAAACCAUAGCAUGGUACAACGCCAACCAGGGUCGCAUUCGCGGAGUAGAGCUAUUGGAACAGGCUCGUGUUUCCAAGGCCCUGAUAUGA
Molecule: messenger RNA, 1038 nt
Organism: Aspergillus caelatus
Lineage: Eukaryota; Fungi; Ascomycota; Eurotiomycetes; Eurotiales; Aspergillaceae
Product: GDP-L-fucose synthase family protein
Exons: 4
Coding region: 1-1038 (345 amino acids)
Biological process (GO): nucleotide-sugar biosynthetic process
Molecular function (GO): GDP-L-fucose synthase activity
Source: RefSeq, a predicted model, not a curated record